AUGUUUGACCGAUAUGACGUGCACACCGUCAUCAAGUGUGGUCACAAUUUGCUCGCUUCGGAAGGCAAAGAGUUUGACAAUCCCGAGGAGGCGGUCACGUUGAGUGCUCUCGAUGCAAAGGAGAAAAUUGCCCGACAGCGAAAACUGCUCAAUGAAAGACUAGGACUGGAUAUGGCGGAGAAGCUGGGCUUCCAACUGGACCUCAUCUCCAGCUGUGACUUGGAGAGCACCAAUGGAGUCACCGCUCAGACUGAAGGCGCAUCCAACUCAACGCCAAUGAAUGAAGAGAAGUUGAACGAAGUCCUCACAAAGGCUACCGGUGGGCGGCAGAUGGUGAAGAGGCAAAAGUCACUGUCCACCAGUGGUGCGAAGCAGACGCUGAAGAGGUUAAAGUCCACCGAGUCCUUGGUGGAUGAAGUAAGCAAGAAGGUGAAAGCUGAGCCCAUGGAUGAGAGCGCUGGCGGAGAGACAUCGUCCGCUGAGCCAGUCUCCACAGCUGAAGCAGAGGUCAACGAGUGGCCGCUGGAGUGGUUCAGCGACGAGCUGAUGGGCGACCUCUUCAACCCACUCUGGGAAAUUCGCCACGGCGCCGCCACUGGACUGCGCGAAAUUGUGAAGCUGCAGGGAAGAUGCGGCGGUCGACACCGGUCAGCGCUGGCCAGCGAAAUGGACCAGCACAACCAACAGUGGCUGGAGGACCUCUCACUGCGCCUUCUCUCCGUUCUCGCCCUCGACCGCUUCGGUGACUUUCUCUCCGACCAGGUGGUGGCCCCGGUGCGCGAGACCUGCGCUCAGGUGCUCGGUCUGGUGAUCAACCUGCUGACGGUGGAGGGCGUCGGCAAUGUCCUGCAGAUUCUACUUCAGCUGCUUCGCUGCUCAGAGUGGGAGGCACGUCACGGCGGAAUGCUCGGCCUGAAGUACCUGCUCGCCGUUCGCCAGGACAUGAUCAGCACACUCCUGCCGACGGUCUUUGAGCCGGUCUUCAGCGGCCUCAAGGACUCGGUGGACGACGUGUCGGCAGUGGCCGCCGCCGCCCUCGUCCCGGUGAAGAACGAACUGAUGAGCUUAAUUCCCGAGAAGGUGCCUCUGGUGAUUGCCUUCCUCUGGGAGGCCCUUCUCGAUCUGGACGAUCUGAGCUCCUCCACGGGUGAUCUGCUGAUGCUGCUCUCCUCUCUACUCACCUUCAAAGGCCAGGAGAUGCAGCACAACCUCUACGACGACAAGGAGCUGGUCAGACUGAUUCCCCGUCUGUGGCCCUUUCUCUCGCACUCGCUCUCUUCAGUGCGCAAGUCAGUGCUCGACUCGCUGCUGAUUCUUUGUGAUAAGAGCUCCGAUGACUGGCUGACGCCGUCGCUGCUGUCCGAGGCGCUGCGAUUGCUCUACCAGCGGUCACUCGUCGAGAAUCUCAACUCUGUCCUGGAGAUGCUCCACAAGGUCUGGCACAGUCUCGUCUCGAAGGCCAAGUACUCGCAGAUGAUUGAGGCCACCUGCAACUACGUCACCGGGUGGAUCUGCCUGAUGAUGCACCCGCAGAAGGUCGCCAUUGACCCGCAGACCUCGCCCGUCUGGCUCGAGCUGAAGCAUAUCAUUGCCAGUCAACAUGAGAGUGGUGGCAGGGCUCGAAACGGAAACCGAGACGACUCGACCAUGGAGGCCCUAACUGAACAGUAUUACAUUGGCGGUGCCGAGUCACUCUGCGACACCAGUGAGGAGCGCGAAAAGUGCGUCAUUCGGGCGCGGUAUCAGUGCGCCAGACUGAUUGGCACACUGGCGUACUUUCUCACCGAGCCCUACCUCGAUCAGCUGCCGCCACCUGGCCCAGCCACUACCACAGCAGCAGCAGCAGCAGUUCCGAAUGGCAAUGGCAGCACUACUUCUGCAGAGCAGGAACCAGCUUCUGCGGUCCAGCCAGCAGCAGCUCCCAAUGCACUGGAAAGCUUUGCCGGCAUUCUGCUGUUUCACCUGAACAGCAAGUCGGCCAUUCAGCGGAUGUGCACCUCGUGGAUCAUCAAAGAGUGGGCGGUGGUGAUGGUCUCUCGUCGGGGGGAACGCCCGCCCCUGUGGCUGGCCAAGAGCGAGGACGAUGCGAGAGAGCCGCUGGUGUCGAAGCUGUACAAGCCACUCAGUGACCGGUGCUUUGAGCUGCUGCAGGAGUCCCUCUUCUACGAUGAGCUUCAGAAUCAGUUCACCCGUCUGCAGAUUCACACUCGUGACUUUAUCAGCUACCUGCGUCUGAAUAAGAUUCCAUUCAAUGAAACGGAGUUUGGCGCCAGCAACGUGUACACCUGUCCGAAAAUCAACGACCUGGUGAACGAUGUGUCGAGUAACAGCCUCGCCGAGCUGAAGCGCCAGUACAACAGCAGCAAGAAGCCGACGAAGAAGCUGAAGGCGAGCAUUGACACCGUCGAGGAGCGAAUCACCUUUCUGCGGCGGCAAUGCGGCGAAAUGCAGACCUACUCAAGCUCGCUGACCAUUGCCGUAAACUCUGCGCUGGCCAGUGCCCUCAUCUCCUGGCACUACCUGCCGGAGAAGCUCAAUCCCAUUGUCCGACCGGUGAUGGACUCGAUAAAGGCCGAGGAGAAUGAGCAGCUGCAGCGAGGCUCGGCCUCUAGUUUGGUGCAACUACUUAGACUGUGCUGUGAACGGUUUUACCUCAACCCCAGCCUGCCCACGCCACUGCCUAAGAUUAUCAAGAAUCUCAUUGGAUUCAUGUGCUCGGAUAGAAACUUUACGCCGGAGAUAUCGCUGCUCGGUGCGACCGAGGUUGAGGUGGUUGGAGCAACGGAGGACAGCAGUAACAAAAAGAAGAAAAAGACGGAAAGCCGAGUCAUGAAAAAGGUUCAGCUGGGCAUUCUAACGCUGGACAAUAUGCAGAGGAACGCGGAGAAGUCGACCACCUUCAGGCGGUCCAAUUCAGUGAGCGUCAAAAGUCAAAAGUCCGUCGAUGAAAGCAACAGUGCUGCUGCUGCCGGCAGCAGUGGCGGCCAAGCGACGGCUAAUGGCGGUAACAGUGCCUCAACAUCAGCAGCAGGCAGCACUCCCACUGCCACGCCGGCAGUUCCCUCCGAGCUUGACGACAAGAGGAAUGAAAUUCUGCGUCGAGGUGCCACGAUCGCCCUCUCCGAGUCCUGUCGCUACUUUGGCACCUUCCUGCCGGACCGCCUGCCCACCCUGUGGGAGCACAUUCUUCACCUGAUCAGCUCCAAGGCGUCCCCGCCGUUCAGUGAGCCGUCGCUGGCCGAUGCCAAAUACUUAAUUCAGUGCCUGCAGGUCUUCGAGGUGGUGGGCCCGAAUCUGGAGCAGUCGAUGCAGCUGGAGCUGCUCACCGCGGUGGACUUUCUCAGCACCUGUCUGGAGUCGUCCUUCAUCACCAUUCGCCACAUGGCCGCCCGGUGCUUCGGCAUGCUCUCCACCAUUCUGCAGAGUCAGACGAUGAAUGUCAUCCUCACGAAGACGCUUGAUCUGCUCGACUCGACGGAGUGCGAGCUGAAGCGCCAGGGCGCCGUCGAGGCGAUCUGCUGUGUAAUUGAGAAGCUGUCACUGAAGAUUGUGCCCUACAUUGUCUUCCUCAUUGUGCCCAUGUUGGGACGAAUGUCUGACCAAAAUGAAAGCGUCCGUCUGCUGGCGACGCACUGCUUUGCCCAGCUAGUGCAGUUGAUGCCACUUGAUAAUGACAAUCAAAACAAACAGCCAAAGAUGCCUGAGUUCUCUGAAGAGCUGCUCAAGCGGAAGGAAAGUGAGCGCCAUUUUUUGGAGCAACUGAUGAACGUGAAAAAGAUCGACGAUUAUCGACUGCCCGUUCCGGUGGAGGCGGAGCUGCGCACCUACCAACAGGACGGCCUCAACUGGCUGGCCUUUCUCAACAAGUACAAACUGCACGGCAUCGUCGCCGACGAGAUGGGCCUGGGGAAGACCCUCCAGGCGAUCUGCAUACUCGCCUCUGACCACCACUACAUUAUGGCUCGCUACCAGAGCGGCGAGUCGAAGAACCGGCCCCUGCCCUCCAUCGUCAUCUGUCCGCCCACCCUCACCGGGCACUGGCUGUACGAGGUGGGCAAGUUUGUCAGCGCCCAGCACCUCAACCCCAUCCACUACACCGGACCGCCCUUUGAGCGGGCCAAACUGAAGCACAAGAUCAAGAAGGCGCUGCAGACGAGCUCUCAGGGGAGCAGGCAGGGCGACAAGGUGAAGCACCACUACAACCUCAUCAUUGCCUCCUACGAUCUGGUGCGCAAUGACAUUGACUUCUUCUCCGCCAUCAGGUGGAACUACUGCAUCCUCGACGAGGGACACGUCAUCAAGAACGGAAAGACCAAACUGGCAAAGGCCAUCAAGUCGCUGACCGCCAAUCACCGCCUAAUACUGACGGGGACGCCCAUUCAGAAUAACGUCCUCGAGCUGUGGUCGCUCUUUGACUUUCUCAUGCCCGGCUUUCUCGGCACUGAGCGGCAGUUUAUGGCGCGCUACUCGAAGCCCAUUCUAGCGUCUCGCGACGCAAAGAGCUCCUCCAAGGAGCAGGAAGCCGGCAUUCUCGCCAUGGAAGGCCUCCACCGACAGGUGCUGCCCUUUAUUCUCCGCCGAAUGAAGGAGGACGUGCUGAAGGACCUGCCGCCGAAGAUCAUCCAGGACUACUACUGCGAGCUCAGUCCGCUGCAGGGUCAGCUGUACGAGGACUUCUACAAGAGUCGCGCCCGGCAGUCGCUCAAGCAGGCCAUCGACACGGAGGUGGAGGAGAUUGCUGGAGGGCAGACUGCGGGCGAGACUGAGAAGAAGGGGGCGGAGAAGAAGGGCGCGGCCGGCUCUGCCAACAAGUCGCACAUCUUUCAGUCGCUGCAGUACCUGCGCAAGGUGUGCAACCACCCGAAGCUGGUGCUCUCGCCGUCGCAUCCGCACUACGAGACGAUCAUGGCCAAGCUGAAGGCGGAGAACAACCCGCUGGCGGACAUCAACAACGCCGCCAAGCUGGUGGCGCUGAAGCAGCUGCUGCUCGACUGCGGCAUCGGCGCCGCCGCCGACUCGACGGGCACCGGCGGCGCGCAGGCGGUGGUGCCCGUCGUCAACCAGCACCGGGCGCUGGUCUUCUGCCAGCUGAAGGGCAUGCUGGACAUUGUGGAGAAUGACCUGCUGAAGGUGCACAUGCGCUCAGUCAGCUACCUGCGUCUGGAUGGGGAUGUGCCCGCCAACUCGCGCUACUCGGUCAUUCAUCGCUUCAACAAUGACCCCUCCAUUGACAUUCUUCUGCUCACCACUCAGGUGGGCGGCCUGGGCCUCAACUUAACCGGUGCGGACACUGUGAUAUUUGUGGAGCACGACUGGAAUCCGAUGAAGGACUUGCAGGCCAUGGAUCGAGCCCAUCGAAUUGGCCAGAAGAAGGUGGUCAAUGUUUAUCGACUAAUCACUACCGGCACGUUGGAGGAGAAGAUUAUGGGUCUGCAGAAGUUCAAGUUAACGAUCGCCAACACGGUGAUAUCCAGUGAGAACUCAAGUCUCGACUCAAUGGCCACCGACCAGCUGCUGGACUUGUUUGACGGCGGCGGCGGCGGUCACUCCUCGUCCAGUGCCGGCGGAAAGGCGCCCGUCUCCAUGAAGAUGAUGCUGGACAAUCUUCCCGAGUUGUGGGACAUUCAGCAGUACGAGAAUGAGUACGAUCUGAACAACUUUAUGCAGUCGCUGCAGUCGUCGAGCAGUGGCUGA
This is a messenger RNA of Rhagoletis zephyria (snowberry fruit fly), 5694 nucleotides long. The record is from RefSeq and is a predicted model, not a curated record. Lineage: Eukaryota; Metazoa; Arthropoda; Insecta; Diptera; Tephritidae.